Molecule: messenger RNA, 1677 nt
Organism: Penicillium riverlandense
Lineage: Eukaryota; Fungi; Ascomycota; Eurotiomycetes; Eurotiales; Aspergillaceae
Product: putative MFS quinate transporter
Exons: 6
Coding region: 1-1677 (558 amino acids)
Biological process (GO): transmembrane transport; carbohydrate transport
Cellular component (GO): membrane
Molecular function (GO): carbohydrate:proton symporter activity
Source: RefSeq, a predicted model, not a curated record
AUGGCAGGGGGAAGCAAAAAACCAGUCAACAUCUUCCGCCUGAAGAAUCUCGGUGAGCCACAGGAGGUGUUCAACUGGCGUCUGUGGUUUGCCGUGCUCUCAUUCGGUCUAAUGGGCGCUGCACGAGGUGUCGACGAGGGCUUGAUCUCAGGCGCUUUCGACUCGACUGACUUCCAGCGGUACAUCAACUACGAGUCUUACAGCAAGGUCGAACAGACCAACAUCAAGGGUAAUGUGUCUGCGAUGGUGCAGAUUGGAUCGGUCGGAGGUGCUCUCUUUGCCUUCUUAGUCUGUGACCGCAUCGGCCGAAUCUGGGCCACACGCCAGCUGUGUCUAUUGUGGAUUCUGGGCAUUGCCAUCUUCAUGGGCAACAACGGGAAUCUGGGCGCUGUGUACGCCGGUCGUUUCGUGGCCGGACUAGGGGUUGGGCAGACGGUUGUUGUCGCGCCUAUCUAUCUGGCAGAGAUUGCCCCCGCUUCUAUCCGUGGUCUGUGUACCUGUGUCUUUACGGGCUUUGUCUAUUUGGGAAUUGUGCUGGCUUAUUUCGCGAAUUAUGGUUGCGAGAAGAACAUGGGAGACAACACACACAACCGAUGGGAGGUCCCGACCAGUUUGCAUAUCAUCUUUGCUGGCCUGGUAUUCCUACUCUCUUUCCUCCAGGAUGAGUCGCCCCGAUAUCUGGUCAAGAAAGGCAAGCUGGACAAGGCCAUCGCCAAUCUAGCUCGGAUCCGCAAUCUGCCUCCAGACCAUGAGUAUGUCGUCCGCGAAAUCAAUGCGAUUCAGACAUCGCAUCAGAUGGAGAUGGAGGCCACAAUGGGAUCGGGUCCAUGGGGCGUGAUCAAGGAGGCGUUCCUGAUUCCGUCUAAUCUGUAUCGCAUCUAUCUUGCUUCGAUGACACAAAUUUUGUCCCAGUGGUCGGGUGCAGGUAGCAUUACCAUCUACGCCCCGGACCUCUUCGAUUUGCUCGGGAUCACUGGGUCGAACGAGAACCUUCUGGUCACAGCCAUCUUCGGUAUCAUCAAACUUCUCGCCGCCAUUGCAUGCGCCUUGUUUCUAGUGGAUGUCAUUGGUCGCAAGCGGGCACUGCUUCUCGGUAUCGCAUUGCAAGCAAUCGCAAUGAUCUAUGUCGCGAGCUUCCUAUCAGCGGUGCCCGAAAUCGGGGUCGUGAAGGAUUUCAAGAUUCCUGACAGUCAGAAAGGUGCCAGCAAAGGCGCGAUAGCCAUGAUCUACAUCUCGGGCUUCGGUUGGGCUCUCGGGUGGAACUCGAUGCAGUAUCUCCUCACAGCUGAGCUAUUUCCUCUCCGGAUUCGGGCGCUGGCCACGUCGCUCGCCAUGACGCUGCACUUUGCAAACCAGUACGGCAAUGCACGAGCAGUCCCUAACAUGCUGCUCCCCAUUUCCAGCGGCGGCAUCACCCCCAAGGGCACCUUCUGGUUAUUUUCAGUUGUCACUGUUAUUGGGGGCUUGUGGGUGUGGUUCAGUGUCCCCGAAACGGCCGGUCGGUCCCUUGAGAGCAUGGAUCGGCUCUUCGCCCUGCCUUGGUUCCAGAUCGGCCGCUAUGGGAACCAAGAUGCGGAGGUGCGCGACCAGGCCGUCGAUGAGAAGAUGGACAUGAUGGCAGAGAGCCGCGGAACCGCUCAUCAUGUCGAGAAGCAGGGUGUCACAGCGGAUGUCUGA